Molecule: messenger RNA, 1472 nt
Organism: Paramacrobiotus metropolitanus
Lineage: Eukaryota; Metazoa; Tardigrada; Eutardigrada; Parachela; Macrobiotidae
Exons: 2
Coding region: 584-1309 (241 amino acids)
Source: RefSeq, a predicted model, not a curated record
GCAGCAGGUGCUUCAGCGUUCGAUCGACGUCUUGACGAGUCAGAGAAUUUGGAAACGUUAACAGCCAUCAACAGUCCUCGGCCAAAAGUUUCCAACAGGAAAGAUUAAGAUAAAGUCAAGUAAGAUUUCCUUUAUUGAUUUUUUAUGCUACGAAUAUGUAAGUGUGACCGUGACUGGUAUAAUUUGCAAAACCGAGUGAAGAUUGCCAUCAUUUCUUCUAUGUAUCAUGCAAGUAAAAUAUUCUUCAACGUAUUAUGCAAGUAAAAUACUAGGAUGGGUGCAAUAUUUUUCAUCGGGUCGAAAAAUUGUUAUUGCCGAUAUUCUAAGACCUUAAUUCUCUCCCAAACCAUUGGAUGACGUAAAGACUAAAGGAAGGCCCAAGCCUUGGUAAACAGAAAUUUUGGUACGUGAUAUCUGCGACUUUAUGGCUUAUCUAUCGUUGGAAGCUCCAUAUCUACAGUAACACGACGUCUCGGAAAUGUCCGCAAGUGGCAAACGCUACUGAUUUAAUCUAUUUCUUGCAUAUGAGUUUGUCUGCUACUUUUCGGAAAUUACUCCCGAGUAAUUCUUGGUCGUUGAUGGGAUGGAGGAACUACGGAAGCUCGUAGCGGAGCUGGAGACCGACACGAAAUCUUCACAGACGAAGGGGAUGAAACUCAUCGCGCCCAUACUGUACAAACUCAUCGAUGAAAAUCAACAACUUCGUAAAAAAGUCGAAGCGCUGGAAGGGCAGCAGCUACGUCGGAGUGUGGAUCAACUGAAAGAUGAUGUCACAACACUGGGGACUACCAUGCAGCGAAUUGUGGAAGAAGAACUGCCGGCGCUGGAAAACCGAGUUCAUGAGACCGAAUCCAAGAUGGCAGCGAACCUUGCCGAACUGGAGCAGCCUGCAGCAUAUCGCCAGCCAACAAUGCCUAAAGCGAGCAAGCCUGUGCGUUCAACUACCAAUCCAUCUAAUGAUCCUGAAAUCGUCGAAAUCAAGACUGACUGGGCAACCGUAACUCGUCGAAAGGUCAUCAAGGGAAAUCAUCAGACUGGAGGAAAUGACGAUGCCAAUCCACGACACAAUCUGGCAAAAAAGCUAAGUUUGCAACGUAAAGCACAUCUGGAUGUAUGCGUAAUGGGUAUUCCGCUACAUAAUAAUGCGGGUUUUGAAUCCACAGAGGAAUAUGCGAAUGAUCUAAAAUCGUCACUGGGGGAUUUGGGUGUAAACGUGCGCUUUGUUAAAGUAUUUGAGCGUAAAGAAGGUGACAAGCGUAGUACUACUUGCGCGCGUAUUGGUACUUUGCUGAUUGCGAGGAUGCCUUGAUGACAGCAGAUAUAUGGCCUACGAAUGUAUCGCUAAGGCGCUGGGAGUAUAAACCACCUGCUCCGCAGGCGGGAAACGGGAAAUCGCGAGUUUUUCAUCGCAACCAGCGUUGAAAGACUCGCUAAGAUGCGAAAAACUUGGGUUGGUUAAAUCUGCAGCAAAA